AGUAUCAUGCUUGCCUACUAGUGUGUACAAUAAAUUAUUUCCGUUCAUUCAAUUAUUUUUAACACAUUUAAUAAAAAAUGAAUUUAAAAUUAUUGAUAAUUGUUUGUUGUUUUGUUGUGUGUUAUUGUGAUAAUGCAACUGACAUUGAAAGAGAUAAAAAUAUAGCUGAAGGAGAAAAACGUCUUGGUGAUCAUAUACGUUUAAUAAUAAAACAUUAUCAACAAGAUGAUCCAAUUGGUCUUCCUGGUGCUCCAAUACCAGAUCCAAUGCCUGUUCCUGAUAUGAAAACAUCAAUAAUGGGUGGAACUAUUAAUUUACAAAAAAUUAAUGUUUAUGGUCUAUCAAAAUUUCGUAUUGAACAUGUUAAAUCUGAGCUUGCACAAAUGCAGGUAUCAGUUGGUUUAACUAUUGAUAAACUUGAUAUUAAAGGUACAUAUAAUUAUCAAUAUUGGUUUACAACAUCAAAAGGUGAUUUUACAGUUAAAUUAACUGAAGUUAAUGUACAAGGAUUAGCAAGAUUACAAGUUGGUAAUGAUGGUAAAUUACAUGCUGAAAAUAUUGAUAUGGAUUUAACAUUUGAUACAAUAUCAAUUGAUUUUCAAAAUGUUGAUGUAUUAUUUUCUGUAAUACAAGGUGUUGCAAAUACACUUGGUACAUUUAUAUUUGAUAGUAUAAAACCAUUUAUACUUAAUCAAGUUAAUACAAAUAUUAGAGGAGAAGUUAAUAAACAAAUAUCACAAUUUCCACAAUAUUUUCCAAAUUCUAUAUCACCAUUUGAUAUGGCUGUUGCUGAAGCACGUAAACAAGUAUCUAAUAUGGGAUAUGAUCCAUAUAAAAUAAAGGAUUAUUCACAAAGUGUUGGAAUUUUUACGGUCACGUCUAGUCAUACUUGGCUCAUGGGACUUGCUAGUUUUUAUCGUAUGGGAGAUAUUACUCUCACAAUGGAAAAUUCAACGGUGUAUGCUGUUGUUGACGUUGGAACACAGGAAAUAGAGGGUAGAACACAUUGGGAUGUAAGUGUCAUUGGUGGUUUCCUGUCAAGAGCCGGAACAGUCUCAUUUACUGUUCAAUAUUUUCGUGUUCAAGUAAAAUUAAGCCAACCAAUGGAUACAAGAAAACGAGCAACUCUUGAAGAAUUUAAUCUUGAACUUGGUAAUAUACAAGCACGUAUUAAUGGUGCUGGUACAAUGGAUUAUGUUAUGGAAGCUGGAAUUAAUAUUUUACCAAAUUUAUUGAGGUAUCAAAUUAUGGAUGCCAUUGAGGGACCAAUAAAACGCCGACUUCAAGAUGAGUUGGAUAAAAUAGAUGUAGAAAAGCUGAUUCAUGAAAAAAUUCCAGAAAUUGAAGAACACGCAAGGAAUCUCCAGGGUGUAGUUCCACCUGACGAUAAUAUUCUCGAUGAAUCUGUGCCAGCUCAGCCAAUUGAUCAGUCACCAUUUUCUGAUAGUGAAGAAGAUCGUGGUCCAUCCUAAAAUUAUCCUAAUUACAUCUUUUUUUUUUUUUAAUUCAAUUAAAUUAUAAUUUACUUGUUUAUAUUUUUUAAAUUAAUAUUGAAGCGGCUAAUUUACAUGAAUAAUAAAUUUAAUAAUUUUUUUGUAAAGUUAAAAUUGUGCUGAAAAUGUACGUUGUAUAUUUUAGAUACGUAUUUAUAAUUAUUUUUCGUAGCUAAAUAAAUGAAGUGGUCUAUUCAUUGAAAAAUUGAGUUAACUUUUAAAAACUGAUUCGAGAUGCAAAGCAUGUUCUAUGUAUUUCAAAUUUUACUUUGGACGACAACGAAAUGAAAAACUUUUAUCGUUGUAUACAGUAAAUCUACGAGAUUCGUUCGUGCUCAAUUGCCAAUUUUUUAUUCCCUUUCUAAUCUAUUUUAUUUUUGUCUAUUUUUUUAAAAAAACUUGAAGUAGAAAUUUGUUUCUAUAUUUUUUAGUAUAUACACUUUAACAUUUUUUAUUUAUUUUUUAAAUAAAACAAAUUUUACCAUUGCAAGAAGCCAAUAUUUUAUUCAAAUUAAUGGCAUCGUUCUGUUCCAUCGAACCGUAACCAUAUUUCUCUGACGAAUUUUAUAAAGUUUUCAUUUUUACUGAUAAAUUUGUUCUUGUGAAAUCUCAAUGGCUUUAUCGUAUCCUUUGAAAAAGGUGUAACUCAUAAAAUUGCUUCUUUUUUUUUUUUUUUCAAAAAAAACCAUUUUCAAACUUUAUUAUUGUAAAUAUUUUUAUAUUGUGAAAAAAAAUUUACAUUUAUUAUGUUUUUCGCAUAAUUUAACAAUUAAAAUGGUGGAAAAAAAUAUUUAACUAUAAUUUUAUUACAUUUAAAAUUUGUAUUUUAUAGAAAUAAUAGACAGAAAAAUGUUGUUAAUAAAAUGAACAAAUUCAACAUGGUUACACGACGUAAAAAAAUUCACAAAAAAUUACAAUAAAGAACGAACAAUUCUUUACAUGUAUGUAGAUAUUUUUUUUUCUAUUUUAAAAUUUCUCUCUGCAUUUACAAAUAUUUGCAUUUAAAUCGGACAAUUAUUUAAAAAUUAAAAACUACAAGUAUAUAAUUUAUAUUUAAUUUAAUUUAUUUUUUUUCCAGCAAUCAAUUUUAAUUUACCAGGUAUUUUUAGCAUUGUCAUAAGCUAAAAUAAAAAAAAUAAAAAAACAAUAUUGAUUUUAAAUGUUAUAUACUGUUUUCUUGGCAAACUGAUAGUUGUCUCGACCAAACAAUUUUCUCUACAAUCGCGUGACAUGAAACACCAAAAAAAAUAUAACAAAAUUAAAAAGUAAAAUCAAUACGAUAUAUAGAGAAUAGUCUCCAAGGUAGAGAGAAGUUUUAAAUGCAUUAAAAAAAUAUAUAUAUAUAAUUUAUUUUACUGAUCAUAGUGUACAUGUGUGUGUAUUUGUAUAUUCUUCAACUUUACCAUGUCUCACUGUAUUUUAUGUGAAAAAAAAUAAAAUAAUAAACCAGCCUGGGCAAAUAAAAAGAUGAGAUAGUAAAAAAAAAAAAAUGUC
This is a messenger RNA of Aphidius gifuensis, 2987 nucleotides long. RefSeq lists its product as uncharacterized. Gene Ontology annotation, molecular function: lipid binding. The record is from RefSeq and is a predicted model, not a curated record. Lineage: Eukaryota; Metazoa; Arthropoda; Insecta; Hymenoptera; Braconidae. Bases 78 to 1472 code for a protein of 464 amino acids. The transcript is spliced from 6 exons.